Messenger RNA from Peromyscus leucopus (white-footed mouse), 1548 nucleotides. It is a transcript of the gene H1-1, whose product is annotated as H1.1 linker histone, cluster member. The record is from RefSeq and is a predicted model, not a curated record. Gene Ontology annotation, biological process: nucleosome assembly. Gene Ontology annotation, cellular component: nucleosome. Lineage: Eukaryota; Metazoa; Chordata; Mammalia; Rodentia; Cricetidae. Bases 43 to 684 code for a protein of 213 amino acids. The transcript is spliced from 3 exons. Gene Ontology annotation, molecular function: DNA binding; structural constituent of chromatin.
UUCUUCGUCUUGGCCAUAGCUGUCCUAUCCUCUGCAGCUACGAUGUCGGAGACACCGCCCGUCGCUCAGACUGCUGCUGCUGCGCCUGAGAAGCCCGCGGCUGCAAAGAAGACUAAGAAGCCCGCGAAGGCUGCGGCGCCGAGGAAGAAGCCCGCAGGGCCCUCCGUGUCCGAGCUCAUCGUGCAGGCGGUCUCCACCUCCAAGGAGCGCAGUGGCGUGUCCCUGGCCGCGCUCAAGAAGGCGCUGGCGGCCGCCGGCUACGAUGUGGAGAAGAACAACAGCCGCAUCAAGCUGGGGCUCAAGAGCCUGGUGAACAAGGGCACCCUGGUGCAGACCAAGGGCACCGGCGCUGCUGGCUCCUUCAAGCUCAACAAGAAGGCGGAGGCCAAGGCCACUACCGCCAAGGUGUCAGUGAAGGCGAAGGCAUCCGGGGCGUCUAAGAAACCCAAGAAGACUGCCGGGGCCGCAGCCAAGAAGACUGUGAAGACCCCGAAGAAGCCCAAGAAGCCUGCCGUCUCGAAGAAGCCUUCCAAGAGCCCUAAGAAGCCGAAGGUGGUGAAGGCCAAGAAGGUGGCCAAGAGCCCCGCCAAAGCAAAGGCGGUGAAGCCCAAGGCUGCCAAGGCUAAGGUGACAAAGCCCAAGACCGCGGCUAAGCCCAAGAAGGCGGCGCCCAAGAAAAAGUAAACAGUUCGGUUGGAGGCUUCUUCAGUAACCCAACGGCUCUUUUCAGAGCCACCUACAUAACUCAGGAGAGCUUAGCACGGGUUUCACUGGUACCUGGUACAAGUUAACUUGUUCCAGGUUAACACAGUAAACUUGGUUACCUUUAGGCAGCUGGAGGCUUGAGUGACAGCCUAUUAUGAUUGGUGUCCGUGACUGCAAAGCUAACAUUACCCAGCUGAGAUAGUAACCCAGGGAGGAACCACGCACUCCCCAGGUGUGGUCGAUCGGUUACCCUGCCUAGAGGGCACCUGGGUAAGUGACCUGUGCUGCCAACAUGAGACUGAGAAUGAGGUCCUUACGCAAUGCUCAAAGUACAUGAUAUGCUCUGUGGCACAGCACAUGUGGCAUGGUCAGGACAAAGUUUAAAAGCAGUGUGGGUUUUUUGUUUCCAAGCAUAAAAAGUUGGGCUCCUUAUCAGAAUGCUGGAUGCUUGGAAGUUCGGUUUUGUGAGGGAGUUCCUGGUACUUCUCACGACCCAGUUGGUCCAUCUCCCACAUACUGGAAAUAAUGUCACAGUGAUAGGUGGCAUACAUCGUGUGAUGGAACAAGACUUUAUUCUGGCUCGUAUCUAUCUACAGGACCUGAGGGAGGCUGUGAGGCCUGAGGGAGGUUGUGAGGCAGGCAGAUCUGGAGCUGGGGCGAGGUCCUCCCGAGUCGCACACGGGUGGCUUAGGUCAUCACGUCCUGAUUUCACACGGCUUCAUUCUCACUGGCGCAGCUGGCACACCUUGGUAAGUGGUCCCUUCAUUACAGCUGUUGUAUAUAGUCUUUUGAUCUAAAUCCUUCGCGUGGGAAUCCUAAUACAGUAUCCUUUCAUUUCCCGGC